AUAAAGAAGAAUGCGCUCACAGACAAAAUGGCUGUAGGACAAAGCUAGAAGCUCGGCUAAUGUAAACAUCCACCAACAGUGGACUGGAGCAGGAGCGAGGAUAACGUUACUCGAUGCCCUUUUGACUUUGCGAAUGAGAGUUCCUCCUAACUUUAGUUGAAUGAUGAUGAGCCAGCGGCGUGGGAUCCAUCUGGACCAAUCAGAGCUGCUCUGCACUAAAGGAUGUGGGUUUUAUGGCAACACCGGUUGGCAAGGCCUAUGCUCCAAGUGCUGGCGAGAGGAAAACCAGAAAGAAAAGCAAAAACAGAUUCAAGAGGAUUGGGCACUUGCUGAGAGGCUGCAGAAAGAGGAAGAGGAGGCCUAUGCAAGCAGACAUAAGAAGACCCAAUUGCAGCCUACCAUUACACCCUUCAGCAAGUUUGAGGAAAGAAAAACAAAGGAAAAGUCCAGCAAAGUCAACACCGUCACAAAGUUUUUUAUUCCUUCCAGCAAAACACCAUUAAAAAAAGAUGCUUCUUUGGAGGCUCAGUCCAGCCCGAGCCCCAGUUCCUCCGCAAGCCGACAUUCCUCUGUGGACAGUGACCACGCAACGCGAGAGUUCAUUGAUUUUCUCAAGCCUCUAAAGUCCGGGAGGGAGAUCUUCAAACAGUGCCGGGCCUUCACUGAGAGCAUGGUCUAUAAGCGGGACAUGGCUGCUGAUGAACUGUCAGAGUGUGUGCAGGACUUCUACCAGAACCUCUCGGAUCGCCUCCACACCCAGUUCAAAGGUUCCUCAGAACACGUCGAGAGCGUUAUGGAUCAAGUAGAAAAGUACAUGAUGACUCGUCUCUACAAGGAGGUUUUCUGCCCUGAGACCACAGACGAUGAGAAGAAAGACCUGGCCAUUCAGAAGAGAAUUAGAGCCUUGCACUGGGUCACCAUCGAGAUGUUGUGUGUUCCCGUGGAUGAGGAGAUCGCUGAGGUGUCAGACAGUGUAGUCAAAGCCAUCACAGAUGUGAUUGAAAUGGAUUCAAAGUGCGUGCCCAAAGAGAAGCUGGCGUGCAUCACUCGUUGCAGCAAGCACAUCUUCAACGCCAUCAAAGUGACCAAAAAGGAGGCGGCGUCCGCAGACGACUUCCUGCCGACGCUCAUCUACAUUGUGCUCAAAGCGAACCCCCCGCGACUUCAGUCCAACAUCCAGUACAUCACCCGCUACAGCAACCCCAGCAGACUCAUGACCGGAGAGGACGGGUACUACUUCACUAAUGUGUGCUGUGCUGUGGCCUUCAUCGAGAAGCUGGACGGUCAGUCUCUGAACCUGAGCUCUGAGGAGUUUGAGCUCCACAUGACGGGCCAGGCGUCCCCCCAACGGCCGCAGGCCACCGGCGCUUCCUCCGCCCCCCCGGGCAGCGGCGCUCUCGCUCAGGGCCACCAACGCGUGGACCUGCUGGAGGGGCUCGGGGAAAGGCAGGAGCAGGUGAUGGAGAAGGCCCGCCAGCUGGAGAGCGACCUCAUCGACUGGACGGACGAGGUGGAGCAGAAGGUGCAGAGCGUUCUCGAGAGCUUUCCGCCGGAGGCGCCAAACCCCGCCGCAACCGCAGCGGCAUCGGCCAUCGACUCUGAUAACGUUGAGAAUGAGCAGCUCCCCCCUCCUCUGCAACCGCAAGUGUUCGCUGGCUGACUCCCCUCGGAAAAUGCAAUUUAGGCGUUACUUGCGCUACUUUCCCUUUUCCCUGAUGUUAAACUUUGCUCUCCGAAUGCCCACGCAGGAGCCGUCCGAUAGGGAUCACAUUUCCACUCGCUGUCAUUUCUGUUCCAUCCAUCCGUAGUCCAAGAGGCCCCCGGCGUUACACUGAACAGAAACCAAACUACUGAAUUAAAGGAACAUUUUGGCCUUUUAGAACACUUCUUCCUGCAGAGUGAGGUGCGACGAUCAAUAACCACUCGUGUCUGCACGGUGAAUAUGAAGCUCAAUGCAAAAGGAGCAGGCUAACCACUCCAAGUUCUUCCCAAACACUUCUUUGGUCUCCCACAAUGGCAUCAUCAGUACCUUUCCAGUACUUCUUUACCCUUGUUGUAGUAGUACCGCUUACGCAAACGUGGUAAAUGGUUGGAUGUGCUAUAGAAACCUACUUCUGUAUUAUUCAGAUAAAAAAGGAAAAAGCUGCUUUUAUAUGGCAAAUUCAAAGUGGGUGCUCAAAAAAACACCUAAAAUGUUACUGCCCAAGAAACAUCGAAUGACUUUACAGGAAAGGUCCAGUGAAAUAUGUUUUUCUUAAAGGAAAUGGCGAAAUCAGAGUAGUACGAAACCUCUGCUCGCUAAAAUAACCCUCAAGCUCAUGCUGGUUAUUUGUGCUGUGUUCACUGUGCAUUUCCCCGUCCAGCAGAGAACUAUCCGGGAGUGAAGAGAUAUGCGUGUACAGUGGUUGUGCAUGUGGGAAGUUGUGUGUGCGCGUGUGUGUGUGAGAAUGUGGGCGAGUGUUGCAUGGACUUAAUGUCGGUAACUCGUUCGGCCGACCCAGUGAUGUCACUGGAUCCUGUGUUCUUGUUUCCGCUCACUCCAGUCAUAGUCUGGAUGUACAGAAGUGAUUUUAUUUUUCUAUAGAGUUAUUGAUUGUUUUGGAUGCAAUAGGAGACAUUAAUCCUGUAAUAUUUACAGUUCUAGUCUAAUGAAGAAAAAAUAUUGCUUGAAGACAUGUUACGUGAAUUCUGUAGACCAAAUAGUAAGAUGUCAUCUCUUAUUCUAAGGGUAUCGUAAGCAUGUGCCAUCACAAGAAAGAUGUUUUUAGGUGAUUUAUUUGGGUUUUUUGCUCUGUCAAAGCAAAAAGGAGGUAAGAGGUCAGAGAGGAUGCUGCUUCCCAUAAACACAAGUUAUAAAUAAAUCACCUCUAAGGCCGGUUGCUUUACUAACAUAACCUCACCAAUUUUAUAUAUUUUAAAGCACUUUUUAAAGUUUGAUUUAAAGCUCUUAUUUCAGAACUACACAUGACAAACUAAUGGCUUUAUUCAGUUAAAAGGAUAAUGGGUGAAAGGCUCUGUAAUAGGCAGUAACGAAGAAAUGUUUGGGAGGUUUUUUUUGUUUUGAAGACUUGCUCGAUGUUGCUAGAUUAAUAUUAAUAUUUUCUUUGAUUGUUAUUUGCAGCACAUAAAGUUAGUGUGCAGUUUCUGUCCAUUUAAGAAUAACUUAUUGCCCUGUACGCAGAAGCCAUUUAUGAGGUGAAGAUUUUAAAACAUGAUCAGUUUGCUAUUAUAUCACAUAGGAGAAAGUACCUCAAUACUGUCUUUUAUUUAUGUCUUAAGUUAUUGGGGCAGUAUUUGUCUAUAUGCCUCCAUGGGUUUGUCAUGAUGAUGUUGAUGAUGAAUAAAAAUGUAAAAUACA
Molecule: messenger RNA, 3358 nt
Organism: Pungitius pungitius (ninespine stickleback)
Lineage: Eukaryota; Metazoa; Chordata; Actinopteri; Perciformes; Gasterosteidae
Product: rab5 GDP/GTP exchange factor-like
Exons: 9
Coding region: 161-1660 (499 amino acids)
Biological process (GO): vesicle-mediated transport
Cellular component (GO): endocytic vesicle; cytosol
Molecular function (GO): DNA binding; small GTPase binding; zinc ion binding
Source: RefSeq, a predicted model, not a curated record